UUCUCUUCAUAUAUCAGUUCAUUGUUUUAGUGAUGAACUAUAAGUGUCAAAGGUUCAUCAUUUUAGUAUCUCAACUUGAAAUCCUUGCCAUAUUUCGAAUGGAUGGGCACGUAUUUUUGGGCUUUGGAUUCAUAAUUGUUGGUAUAUGGCACCUCUUUAACCACAUCAAGCUUCACGCACUUAACCCCAAGUCUUACAAUUUCUGCACUACUCUCUGGUUUCCCAUUUCUCCAAAGUUCAAAUACCUUGAGCUCAUCUUCAUAUUGGUUAGCAGCACAAUCUUCAUAGCCUUGGACCUUUUCAUCAUUCCUUCUCAUCACCAACCUUUCGAUGCAGAUGGAAGUAUUCCCUCCACACACCUUCACAACUUGGAACACUCGUCUAUGUACUUUGCUUACUUCAUCUACGCUUCAUUCGCCAUGGCUCUAGACCUCACUGACUCAAAAGCGAAAAAAGAACUGACCCAAUUGUUAGCUGCUAUAGCUUUUUCUCAGCAACUUCUUCUCAUUCACUUUCACUCUUCUGAUCAUGAUGGACCAGAUGGCCAAUACCACCUUCUGGCUCAGCUUCUGGUGUUUGUGUCCCUGGCUACUACGCUUGUAGGAAUUGGGUUGCCUCGUAGUUUCUUGGUUAGCUUCUUGAGAUCGAUUAGCAUAAUGUUCCAAGGUGUGUGGUUCGUGGUCAUAGGCUAUAUGCUUACGAAUACUGGGUUGAUUCCCAAAGGGUGUUUCAAAAACCCCAAUGAUGGUCGCUAUGUGGUGAGAUGCUCUAAUGAAGAGGCGCUUCGAAGAGCUCUCUCGCUGGUUAAUAUUCAGUUCAGCUGGUUCUUUAUUGGGGUUGCCGUUUUUGCAGUGUCGUUUUACAUCGCUUUGGUCAAGUAUUACCCAGACAAGAUUGCAUAUGGCCGUUUAGAAGAUGAUCCGAAUCAAGUCAUUGAGUCUCAAAAGAAAAGCAUACAACUUGUUGGAAAUAUUGCUACACAUUAAUAAACUUGUGAAUAUAAUUCCUUAACUAUUUCCAAGAAAAAGUGUGAUUUCUCUUCGGAUGUA
Prosopis cineraria is the source of this 1049-nucleotide messenger RNA. RefSeq lists its product as uncharacterized. Lineage: Eukaryota; Viridiplantae; Streptophyta; Magnoliopsida; Fabales; Fabaceae. The transcript is spliced from 2 exons. The record is from RefSeq and is a predicted model, not a curated record. Bases 33 to 986 code for a protein of 317 amino acids.